AAUCUCAGCUUGUUUUUGCCAUUUCUUCCCUCCCACAAUCUCAUCCUAUUUUUCCUUGUUUGGAUGCCCCAUUUAUCAUCUUUCACAGCCUUGGAUCUGAUGAGCUUCAUACAAGCUUGAAGAUUGUUCAGAAGGUCAGAUGGUGACUGCUUUUAUUCCUUUCUAUUCCAUUCAUGUUCUUCUAGAUUUGCAUGACCUGGUCAAUUUAUGGGGGUAUUAUUUUAAUUGGAAUGAGAAGACCGUAUUUCCUUUAAAACGACAUAUUAAUGAUGCAUAUUUACCAGAAAGUCGAUUCUUUUGAUGGGUUUUUGGGAUUUCUCUGAUUGGUGUUAUCGAUUUAGUUCUUUCCUUUGCACCAGCCGACGUUGUAGAAUUACGAUACCCCUUCAAUUCGAGAGGUUUUUUAAUGGAAGACGGGACCUGAUUGUUUUAGCGUAAGCGGUUAUGGGGAAUAGCACUUCCCGUGUUGUCCAGUGCUUUGUGCCGAUUCAAAAUGGUAAGGGUCGGGUUGAUUUAGAGUUCUUAGAGCCUUUGGAUGAAGGAUUAGGCCAUUCAUUCUGUUAUGUUAGGCCCAUGAUAACUGACUCUCCCACUAUAACUGCAUCAAACUCUGAGAGGUUUACGGUUGAUUCGAGCACUUUGGAUUCAGAGACGCAGAGUGGGUCGUUCCGACGAGAGCUUGUCGAAGAUUCUUUGGGUUUGCUGAGACCCAUCAAGAACUUCCCCGAAACCACCUUUAAAACGAUAUCGGGAGCUUCUGUGAGUGCCAAUGUGUUGACUGCUCGAUCUGGGAAUCAGAAUGCGGUAUUCAUGAGUGAUGCCCAGGAGCCUGCUGCUGCAUUUGAGAGCACGUCUUCGUUUGCUGCCAUACCUCUGCAGCCGGUGCCACGUGGGUCUGGACCGUUGAAUGGGUUCUUGUCGGGGCCUCUGGAGAGAGGGUUCGCUUCUGGGCCAUUGGAUGGAGGGGCUGGUUUCAUGUCUGGGCCUAUUGAGAAAGGGGUUUUCAUGUUGGACCCUCUUGAGGGUGUGGAUAGAACCAACUUCUCAGCUCCGCUUGUUUACAGUCGAAGAAGAACUGGUUUUGGACGGGUAGUGAGAAGCAUGAGUCGACCCAUGAGGAACGCCCUCUCUCGAACUUUUGUGAGCCAUUCUUCAGGGUCUGGUUGGAUGCAGCGGUUCUUUUUGCAUCCCGUGACCCGGUUAAUGUGGCACCCCAAGGAGGGGAAGUUUCAACCCGAAGUUCCCCGUAGCUGUUUUGAGGAUGGGCCGCCUGUUGGUGAGUACAGUACAAACCGAAACUUACAAUGGGCUCAUGGCAAGGCUGGUGAGGACAGGGUUCAUGUCGUUCUGUCUGAAGAGCAAGGAUGGUUGUUUGUCGGGAUUUAUGACGGUUUCAGUGGCCCCGAUGCACCUGAUUUCCUCAUGAGGAAUCUUUAUAGAGCUAUAGAUAAAGAACUGGAAGGAUUGCUUUGGGAUUGCGAAGAUAGGUGUGUAGAUAAUCGACCUUUAUUGGGGCUUGUUGAAAAGGAUAAUGUUAGGACUACUUCAGAUUGCCAAAAAGAAUAUUGUGUGAUUGCUCAGUCAUGUGGUGAUGGUUUAGAGCAACCUCAUACUGCCCCAGCUAUGGACUUUGAAUUGAAUGAGGAUGGAAAUGACAAACAGUCGAGAGUGGAGAAGACUUCUGUAGUUGAAUCAGUAGAAGUUGAUGAAAUAGCUGAGGAAAAGCACGAGGAUGGGACUGAAUUACAGUCAGCUAAGGAAACCAACAAAGAUCUUAGCAUAGACACAGGCAUCAGGAAUAUGGAGAUGGCAGGGCCGAGUGGUUUCUUAAAGCAGGUAGCUUUUAGUGUUUCAACAGCACAAUUGGCUGGCCAUGGCAGGAAAAGCAAGCGUCUUUAUGAGCUGCUUGGGAUGGAGGACUGGAAUAUACAGGAUUCACUGUCGGUAUCUGAGAUUGGCAGCGUGAGAAGGAGAAGGUCUUCGUGGGAUUUACAGCCAAAUGGAGAAUAUUUGAAUUCCAGAGAAAAAUUACCAGAAGCACGGCCUAUGUCACGCUCAAUAAGCACCCAAGGAGACCAGUCUAGCUGCUUGGGAGAAGAUGUUAGUUCGCGAGAGGGUGAGGGGGUUGUUGGGGAGGGUUCCAAACAUGGAAUUGCUGCUUCAUUUCCCAUUUCAGGACAAAAGCAGUUGAAAAGAUCUCUGAUUGGAUCGAAGCUGAAAAAUGUGUGUAGGAAGCAGAUAUCCCUACGUAAAAAGCUAUUCCCUUGGAGUUAUGAUUGGCAUAGAUACGACGCCCGUGUUGACAAGAUAGCAGGCGACUCAUUUCCACCCCUCAGGAGAUGCAAGUCGGGGCCUGUUGAUCAUGCAGCUGUCAUGAGUGCAAUGUCACGGGCUCUUCACACCACCGAGGAUGCUUACAUGGAAAUGGUGGAAAAGGCAUUGGACAAAAACCCAGAGCUCGCGCUGAUGGGUUCGUGUGUUCUAGUGAUGUUGAUGAAGGAUCAAGAUGUGUAUGUCAUGAAUCUGGGCGAUAGCCGUGUUAUCCUGGCACAAGAGGGGCCAGACGAUAUCCAUGAUGAUGCAGGGCAUAGAAACAAGUCUAGGGAAUCCCUCACUCGGGUUGAACUGGACAGGAUAUCGGAGGAGUCUCCAAUGCACAAUCAGACCAGUGGAGCAAGCAAUAUCAGCAAAAGCAGAGGGAUUUCCACUUGCAGAUUAAAUAUGAGGGCGGUUCAGCUGUCCACUGAUCACAGCACAAGCAUUGAGGAGGAAGUUUUGAGGGUCAGAUCUGAACAUGCUGAUGAUAGUCAAGCUAUGCUGAAUGAUAGAGUGAAGGGGCAGUUGAAAGUCACUCGAGCUUUUGGUGCUGGUUUUCUCAAGAAGCCUAAGUGCAACGAAGCUUUGCUGCAGAUGUUCCGGAUUGAAUACAUUGGAACCUCUCCAUAUCUCAGCUGCAUUCCUUCUGUUCGACACCACAGGCUCAGCUCGAAUGACCAGUUCUUGGUCCUUUCUUCUGACGGGCUCUACCAGUACUUCAGCAAUGAAGAGGUGGUUUCCCAUGUUGCAUGGUUUAUGGAAAAUAUCCCCGAUGGUGACCCUGCACAGAACCUUAUCGCAGAGCUUCUCUCCCGUGCCGCCAAGAAAAAUGGUUGGUUCAUGGCAUUUGCAAGUGUUCCUUUUGCUUCGUAAUGUUAUUUCAUUAGAAGAUUUCUGCUAAUGGUGACUGCUCUAUUGUCAGGGAUGGAUUUUCACGAGUUGCUGGACAUUCCUCAUGGUGAUCGCCGGAAAUAUCACGACGAUGUUUCAGUCAUGGUGAUUUCUCUUGAAGGAAGGAUUUGGAGAUCAUCUGGGUGAUUAUUUCCAUUGCUGGGUAUUUCUUGCCUCCUUGUGUAAUAAUUUUCAGCAAUGACAAAAGCCUCCCCGUUUUUCUGCCUCGAUGCCAUUGGCAACUUUCUACUGUUCUUUUUCUUGCCAUCUACAUUUUUUUUUUCCAAAGAUGCAUUUCUCCUUUCAAGUUCAUGGAAUUCUAUACACAGUUAUAAUGAAUAGAACUUUUCUUGGA
This is a messenger RNA of Magnolia sinica, 3562 nucleotides long. Its product is annotated as protein phosphatase 2C 32-like. Gene Ontology annotation, molecular function: protein serine/threonine phosphatase activity. The transcript has 4 exons. Lineage: Eukaryota; Viridiplantae; Streptophyta; Magnoliopsida; Magnoliales; Magnoliaceae. Gene Ontology annotation, biological process: protein dephosphorylation. The coding region runs from base 445 to 3189 and encodes 914 amino acids. The record is from RefSeq and is a predicted model, not a curated record.